This is a messenger RNA of Striga asiatica, 351 nucleotides long. The record is from the annotation of a GenBank genome assembly. NCBI's taxonomy places the organism in Eukaryota, Viridiplantae, Streptophyta, Magnoliopsida, Lamiales, Orobanchaceae.
AUGAACUCUCGGGCUUCGCUGGGGCCUGCCAUCGCGAGGAAGAUGACCGAACAUCUCGAGGGCUUUCUAGCGAGAAGCUAUUGGUCGCGUUGGAUGCACGAUGGCCUGAUUUUUUUUUUUAGUCGUGUCUGGCCGGUCUUGGUGGUUGCGUGCGGCUGUGAAAACAUGAGUCAUUUAUGGCCGCACGUGGGACGGGCAGCGGCUAUACGAGGUCGUUUGUUAAUUGAGCAGAGAAAAAGAUCGAGUGGGGCUGGGGACGGACCAGAUCUCGCGAGGAUGACGAUCAACCGGAGAUUAUCUGACUGUUGUGAAACUCAGACGAUGGGUGUUGGCCGGAGAUGGCAGGGCUGA